CCGUGGUACUGUAGUCGCGUGUAGCACUUUACGGCCAGCCGAUGUGCAGUUUCGGGAACUGUUGUUAGCAUUGAAGAUGCUGUUCGUAAGAUUGAUCGUGAUUUGAAACUACACCAUGCAUGAUUCAGAGAUGGAGAUAGACCAGUAGGAGAGGAUGACAAAGGGAAGAACUGGUCAGAGAUGGGCUCAAUCGUGUUGCAAGUAGAAAGGACAUUGUUGAUGAGAAAUUACGCUCAAGCAAAGAAGGGGCUAGAUCAGGUAGGUGCGCCUUGGGCAGGCAUGCGAUGGGGACGGAGUCGCUCGCAACUUCUCUACGCAAAGCAUCAUCGACAAAGCGAAUACGCAAUCAUGAACGACGCCGUCCAUCUCUAUUGCUGACAUGGCUCCGGCGACAAGCCAUAGACUCAUCGAGGCUACCUUCAAGUACCCCAUCAACGCCAAUUCCAACCCGACGCCUGUCAAAACACCUUCUCAGGAAGCCUACACACAAGUAGCCAGGUCGCCCGUCAUCCUUCGAAAGCCUCGAUACAUCGUGCCUUCGCAGGAGGACAUCGUCCAGGACUCCGUUGAACGUCAUUCUCCAAAGCCUGCGCAUCAACCAAAGUCUUUGCCUAAUCUCUUCGAGGCCACCACGGCCGUCGACAACGACCAGACUGUACGAGACUCUCAAGGAGCAAAGUCUGUCGCUUCGGAUCCGCCGUCUCAGAACCAACCUAGCCUUGGUCAGCAACGCUCCGUCGAAGCACACCUAUCCGAUCAAGGCCUUUCUGAGAAUAACCUCGUCGACCAUUCAAUCGAAGCAAAUCAUUCUGCGCAUUCUCCAUCCGAAAACGUCAUCCAGAACGAUACAGUGCAGCCCCAAACUUUUGAGUCUAUCGAAUCCCAGAAAGACGUCGCUCUAAGAGAGUCGCUCAAAGUGCAACGUGUCGAGCACAUCCCGUCAGACGACAACGAGCACGACGAGGAUAUUGCGGAUUGUAUCCAAGUCCGUAUACCCACAUCUCCAAAGAUUGAUAGUACCAAGUCUUCGACAGGAGACAUAUCUGCAUCUCGGCAGGACGAGGAAAUCGACAGUAAAACUUCUCUCAACCCAACCGGAACCUCGCAGCGUGGGGUCUCUGCUACAACUGCUCCUACUACUCCCAGCAUGGCGCCCCAGGCUUCCAUCUCCAAGGGCACUUCUAAAAGCAAGACGCCAGCAAACCAAUCACAGAAACGCGCGAGUCAAUCUCGUUCCUCUCAGCCGCCCAAUUCGGAAAUCACCAACAGAGGCGAGACUUCAGCCACUGUUCUUCUCCGACAGAUGAGAGCUGGCGCAACCAGUCAAAACGAUGUCAGACGUCAAGUCUUGAUUCCAGCUCUUCCCCAUUUGUCUGUAGCUCCAACCAAGCCUUCACAAAAGGCUUCAGCGCGUCCUUCUCAGGCCACUAUCAAGAAGCCUUCGGUCAAGACUUCGCGACAGAACCAGGAUAAGAGCCAGGAUAGGUCUCGGAAACUCCCCAAGAGACAAGAGUCACGCAACACAGAACCGUCUGAUGAUGCAUUAGAUGAGUACGCUGUGCCACAGAGUGGUCAGAAGAGAUUCGCGAAGCCACCUCAGAAGAUAAAACCAGCUGCUCCAACUGUACCUCCUGUCAGCAAAGGCAAGAGCCAGUCGAAGAGACAGACAGUCAAUGCUCCAGAAACAGACGAGGACGAUGACGAUGACGACGAGGUAUACAAGGCACCGAAGACAAACACAAGUAAAGCAGGACCUGAAAAGAGAGAGACUCGAUCGAGUACACGUCUUCAGACCGGGAAAAUCACCAAGGAUACCCGAUUGAACGUUCCUACCCGUAACACGACCAACGAGGCAGCGAAGAAGGUCGAAAAGGCCGAAAAGCCGGUGCCGCGGCAACCUCCUACAUCACGGGUUGCAAAAGCUCAAAGAGUAGAAGAGCUUGAGGACUUCGAAGACAGCGUGACUCACGUCAACUCGGACAGGGUUGCUAAACUACAGCCUGCUGUUCGACCACGAACAGCCAUACCUCCUGCCGAACAGAGGAAGCCCCGGCCUGUGACCGACAAGGGAGCAAAGUUGAUGCAUGCAAUCUCUAGCCCCAGUCAGACUGUCCCUGCCGCAACGUCUGUCGCCACCAAGACUAAGAAGAAGGCCCCCGCAGCAGAACAUCGAUUUUCCACUCCCGCGGAAAAGCCUAUUGGCGAACAAGGCACCACACAGCGACAUCCUAUAACUGUCGAUGAUGAUGGAGAUGAUAGCGAUGAUGACGAUGCUGUGAACGCAGCUUAUCAAGACGACUACGACGAGCUCGUCACUCACGAGAUGAGCCAGGAAGAACCAGCAAAGCAAGACAGGCCCAAAUUAGAAGAGCCUUCCAUACAAUCUCCGUUCACACUGGCUCAACCAAAACAUCUAGUAGGGGAGCGCGACAGCCGCAAGACUAACGUCAUAGGCUUCGACAGCACUGGACCAAAGAAUCAAGGCGUUUCACACCAAAAGCACACUGGAUCGAAUCUGCCGCUACCCUUCGAAGAAAACACUUCCUCUCCUGACAAUUACAACGCGCAUGAACCACCUGUCGAUACAACAACCUACUACGAUGAUACCCCUCUGAUGAAGCCACUCGAGUCUGAUCGAGCCGCCAAGGUUCCGAUUCACGUCAGCACUGUUGGCGAGGUCGCCUCCGUGGAACUCGGAGAUUCUGCUUUGUCAAAACCUCCGUCUACCAAGACCGUAGUGAGCGUUGAAGUGUCCAGAUCAUACGAUAUGGCACCGCCACCAGUCCCAAAAAAGGCUGUCGUAACUGGUUCAGAACGAGGACCUGUUGAAGGAACUCAUGUGCGGUUGGAGGAGAAAAGGCAAAAGGAAGCUACACCACAGACUAGAUCUGAAGCCGCAAAGAGUCUGGCUCAGUCACCUUCUCAGCCCUCGAUCAACAAAUCUGAUGCUCCACCUCGUAGGCCCCAAGGAGAAGAGACCGCAACGAAGCCUUCUGGUGCGCUGUUCAAAGGCAGGGCGUCAACCGGAUCUCAGAGCCACAACGAGCAAGUUGCGCUCAACUCGAAACGUCCAGAUGUUCGAAAGCCCCAAAUUGUGACGGCCCAGAGGGAUCCAGUUCAAGCCACAAGACCUGCCCAGAAACAGCCAAAGCGGGAUCGCCUCGAUCAGGCUCAUGCAGAGCCAGUCUCGAACACACGCGUAGCGAUGAUCAUACCAGAUUUCGACCAUACACCUGAGGCAGUUGCUGGCAAAGUUGCCGUAGAUUUGGGCUUGGAUCAGACGGGUAGGCCGCCAUCACGCUCAAACCAGGCAGACAAACCUGCACUCCACCAAAAGCGGUCGCCUGUUGCGAUGACGAAGGAGCCUGCUAAAAGACAGAGAACGAACGCUCAGGGCUCUCGUCAGCCGGCAGCCCUUCCCACGACGGCGGCCAACCCGCUUAUACGCAAGUUGUCACAAGUCGCCGAUAAUGGAUCACCUAUACCUUUCGGAGAAGAAAUACCUCCAGAAACAGACGUCCGCCGAACAAGACACGGGGGCUCGUCGUUGUUGCCACCCGUUGUGUUCGCUGAACAACCUACUGUGGAUCCUUUUGCUCAAAUCAUUGCCUCAAAACAAAGGGGGAACGUCAGACAAGAGAAUCCUUUGGAAGAAUUGCCAAACAUGCAUCAGGAUUGGCCAGUUCAGGUAUCACAGGCCGUCACACAUGCUGGGUUCGAAGGAGAGACACAGUUAUCUGCAAGCUUCGCCCAAGCGUCCGAACCUGAAAGGAGGUCUCAGCCUGGACAACAGAAAGACCUAGUUCGAACGGCAAAUGUCCCUCAGAGGUCUCUCGGACUGUUGAGCACACUGCGAUCAGAAGUGAUUCCACAGGCUGAUGUCCAAGACGAAGCGGAAAGAGAAAAAUCAGAGGAGGCCUCGCAAGCCGAUGAAGCUAUGGAAGAGGACGACCCGGACAAAACGCUUGUCAACGAGAUCUCAGAUGACGAGGAUGGUGAUGAUUCGGAGUCUGGAGACUCUUCCGAUUCUGAUGACAGUGGUGAAGCGUACGAUCCGCAGUCGCUAUGGAGAAAGGCACUGGACUCGCAUCAGGGACAUGUCUACGACCAGUUGGUCCGAAUUGCGCAUCGUUUGACAGUGCACCUGAAGGACCACGAGACUGCUAUCGAGGAUACUAGCAAAGAUUACCGUCAAGAUGGAGCAAAGCUCAUUGAUCGCUUAGAGAAAGACAAUGAAGAAAGACUUGAGCAGUAUCGUAUCAGAGCAUCCAAGAUGAAAGGAGCUUUGGCCCUCGGAUUCAAGCAAGUGUCAGGAAUUCUUCACAAGGACAUGAAGGACAUGACGGUGAGCAGUGAUAGAUACGGCAAGAUGUUGCAGAAGCAGGUGGAUGCAGGAGGAAGGUUGGAGCAGAUCAUGCAGGCUUAUCACCCGUGAUGAGUGAAGGAAAAGGAGAAGAAGGGAUUCGCUGUCUUGCAAAGUUGAUAUUGAUAUGUUGCUUCCGAAGAAAAGUAUUUUAGAUAGUCUUGAUAGCUUGAUAGUCAAUAGUGGCUGCACAAAGAUAUGAAAAGGUUAUGCC
Aureobasidium pullulans EXF-150 is the source of this 4577-nucleotide messenger RNA. RefSeq lists its product as uncharacterized. The record is from RefSeq and is a predicted model, not a curated record. Bases 380 to 4435 code for a protein of 1351 amino acids. NCBI's taxonomy places the organism in Eukaryota, Fungi, Ascomycota, Dothideomycetes, Dothideales, Saccotheciaceae. The transcript is spliced from 2 exons.